Molecule: messenger RNA, 825 nt
Organism: Neoarius graeffei (lesser salmon catfish)
Lineage: Eukaryota; Metazoa; Chordata; Actinopteri; Siluriformes; Ariidae
Gene: mnx1
Product: motor neuron and pancreas homeobox 1
Exons: 3
Coding region: 1-825 (274 amino acids)
Biological process (GO): neuron projection morphogenesis; regulation of DNA-templated transcription; central nervous system development
Cellular component (GO): nucleus
Molecular function (GO): sequence-specific double-stranded DNA binding; DNA-binding transcription factor activity, RNA polymerase II-specific
Source: RefSeq, a predicted model, not a curated record
AUGGAGAAAUCCAAAAACUUUCGCAUCGACGCCAUUCUGGCCGUGGAGCCUCCGAAAGCUCAGACUUCCCCCCUGGCUCUGGUCACCUCACUGACCUCCUCAUCCUCCUCUUCAUCCUCCUCAGGGAGAAGAAGCGUCCCGGGUUCGGACCUCCUGCACUCUCCUUCCGCCAUGGUGGGACUCCAUCCUCCGAGCAGCGCUCUUUACCCCCCGCACAUGUUCUCCUACCCUCUGGGACAGCCGCCCGUGCUCUCCUACCCCUACCCUCCUCUUCCUCACCACGACGAGCCCCUCAAACUGCCCCCCGGCUCCCUGCAGCUCGACCACUGGCUCAGGAUCUCCACCGCCGGGCUCGCGCUGCCCAAACUGCAGAGUGACUUCAACCCUCAGGCUCAUCAGUCUACCCUGCUGGGGAAAUGUCGGAGGCCGCGCACCGCCUUCACUAGUCAGCAGCUGCUGGAGCUGGAGCAUCAGUUCAAACUCAAUAAAUAUCUUUCCAGACCCAAACGCUUCGAAGUGGCCACGAGCCUCAUGCUCACCGAGACCCAGGUAAAAAUCUGGUUUCAGAACAGACGCAUGAAGUGGAAGCGCAGCAAAAAAGCGAAAGAACAAGAAGCAGCUCAGGAAGCUGCUGAGAAACACAAAGGAAGCAAGGAGAAGGAGAAAAGCGAGCAGCCCGAUUCAGUGAAAGGCAGCAGCAGGCUGAGAGACUUCAGGGACAGUGAUGAUGAUGACGAUGAAGAAGAAGAAGCGGACUCGUACAUGUGCAAUUCCUCUGAGUGCUCCUCGGACGAUGAGAGAAGCCACAUUAACCCUCGACCCUGA